Messenger RNA from Talaromyces atroroseus, 2133 nucleotides. RefSeq lists its product as hypothetical. The record is from RefSeq and is a predicted model, not a curated record. Gene Ontology annotation, biological process: regulation of cyclin-dependent protein serine/threonine kinase activity. The transcript has 2 exons. Bases 1 to 2133 code for a protein of 710 amino acids. NCBI's taxonomy places the organism in Eukaryota, Fungi, Ascomycota, Eurotiomycetes, Eurotiales, Trichocomaceae. Gene Ontology annotation, cellular component: nucleus; cyclin-dependent protein kinase holoenzyme complex. Gene Ontology annotation, molecular function: protein kinase binding; cyclin-dependent protein serine/threonine kinase regulator activity.
AUGCCAGGGUCAGACGUCUUGGGUCUGAAUAUUUCUGACCCAGGUCAACAGAGGAAGACGGUAAUUUCUUAUCCGUAUUCAUCUUCUAUGAGCUCUUCAGCUUCUUCCUCCUCCUCCUCCUCGAUCUUCUCGCUAGAUUGCGUCUCUACUCAGAGCUCAAUCUCCUCGUCCUCGACGACCGCUGUUGACGUCAUCUGGGAAAACGAGGAGUCGGGAGAAUCAUCAGGUCGCGGUUUGUCCCAUUCUGAAAAUGCAUCUCAUUGUUUGCGCGCUAGCCUAAGAGAAUGCCCCUCUAAAGCUGCAGACUGCGCAGUGCCUGCAGAGCUUAGGAAGCAUCCUAGACGUACAGCUUGCCCUGCUAUUGCUUCUAAUGGUGCAUCCACUGCGUGUCCUCGGCUGCCUCCGCCGCUCGUGCGACAAUGCGAUCGCAAGAUCUCCUUUGUCGACAACUUGGUCGACUCCGCAUCACAAAUUGUCGAGACAAUCUGGCCACUGUCAGUGGUUGCUGUUCGGAGUGAGUCUCUUGGCUGUAAGGGUGUCUUGCCCCUUCGCACUUUCAUUCAAGAAACUCUGCGAAGGUCUCGUACUAGCUAUAGUACUUUACAGGUCGCUCUUUACUACCUUGUCAAGAUCCGACCACAUGUCCCGAACAGUGAUUUCACCAUGGAGCAAUCUCGCGAUAGCCCUAGUUGUCGAGCGAUGCAGUGCGGUCGACGGAUGUUCCUCGCCGCGCUCAUUCUUGCAUCGAAAUAUCUGCAGGACCGAAACUAUUCGGCUCGUGCUUGGAGUAAGAUCUCGGGCCUACAGACCCAAGAGAUCAAUCAGAACGAGAUGAUGUUCUUGCAAGCAGUAGAUUGGCAACUUCACGUCCCGGAGUCUGUCUAUCACCGAUGGACAGACAUUGUUCUGAAAUAUACGCCGGGCCCAACCGCGUCUUCCAAUCCCGACGAUUGCUGGAAGACUUUGAUUCCAAAACUAACCCCGGAGCUGGUCACGGUUGACGUGGUACCUACUAACUCUUCGGGCAUGUUCGGCUCGGAUAUUCUAGCUGAUAUUCCUUCGCCUCCACGUUCUUUAUCUCGCGACAGAAGUGUCUCUUCGUCAUGUUCGUUGAACGAGCAGCAAGCUCCAGCUUGCCCUCGCUCCGCUCCUACUUUAGAGCCCAGCCCUCGUUCCGAUUGCUCAAACCCGACCCUCCCUGCCCUGCAUAAGCUUGGGCUUUUACCUACGCCGCAAUUGACGCCUCAAUCUAGCGCCGCUUCUACUCCUGCAGUGAGUGUUCGCGGUCCCUGUUCGAGGCGACCAUCGUUUGUGUCUGCCAUGUCGCAGGCUCAAAACAUGUGCAUGUCACGCAUGGCGUUGGAUCCACGCCCAUUCGCGAGCAACAACAAGCCUGCUAGUACUGAAGGAUUUCCACCUUUGACCCGUCGGUCGUCUCUGGCACGCUCUACAUCUUCUGCCUCAUCCCCUGAUUCAAUGGUUUCGGAUGUGUCGACAAUAUCGUCUCGUUCUUCAAGGUCUUCCUCCAUCUCAUCAUGUGGCUCUGCGACUUGCGCGCCAAGCCAGUCAAGACUGGCUGUCACGGCGACUCGUCGCUGCGCUGCGAUGUCAUUGAAGGAAUGCCGGAAGAACCUGUCUAUACAUUCUCCCAUUGACGAGACCUCUCUUGGCGGUGUUUGUGUUUCUCCUGAAACUGAAGCAGCGAUAUGCGGAACAGUACCAGAUCUUUCAAACUUUUCUUUGAAUACACCUGUGGACAUGACAACUCAUGAAGCAGCCCAAGGGUUGUGCGAGCUGUCAGGCGCUCUUCUGCGGCCGCACUCUCCUGCAGACAAGGUAGAUAAGAACAGAACUUGCAGGAAGCGAGGAAGGACUUCUUCGGAGGAUCAAAUUCUGCAGAGCAAUGUUCGCCAUUUAAUGUCCUCGGCCUAUGGAGAAGACCAUGUUUUGGCAGACGAAAGGGUUGCCAGAUCAUUCUUAAUAUCUAAGAAUGCCUCAGAUCGUGGUCUAAGCUCUAUUCAGCUACCUAUCCCUGUUCCUGCCGAGAAGGGUGGCGUUAAGCGAGCGUGCUGCAGUGCUGAAGUUCGCAAUCAUCUCUUAUCCCACAUACAACCAACGGCAUCGAUGAAAUAA